CCCUAACAAUCCACAGCAUCACAAGGAGUACAGCGGAGAACGCCGAGCAAAAACGAGAAGUUCAAAAUUUGAACAUGGAACUGCAACAGAUUAUGAAGGGAAAUUUCAAAACGUUCAUGCAAAAGGAAAUCUUCGAACAACCAGAAUCUGUGGUGAACACAAUGCGUGGUCGUGUGCUGCCAAGUGGUGAGGUGGUUUUGGGUGGAAUAAAGGAUUACGUAGCCGAUAUCAAGAGGUGUCGACGCCUUAUCAUGGUCGCUUGUGGUACUUCCUAUAAUUCUGCUAUCGCUUGCCGUCAGAUACUCGAAGAACUAUCCGAAUUACCGGUAGUUUUGGAGUUGGCGUCAGAUUUUCUGGAUAGAAAGACGCCAAUAUUCCGCGAUGAUGUCUGCAUAUUUGUCUCACAAAGUGGCGAAACAGCUGAUACACUU
This is a messenger RNA of Strongylus vulgaris, 431 nucleotides long. The record is from the annotation of a GenBank genome assembly. NCBI's taxonomy places the organism in Eukaryota, Metazoa, Nematoda, Chromadorea, Rhabditida, Strongylidae.